CUGCGCAGGCGCACUCGGGCCAUCCGACCCCCUGGUUGCCUUAGUGACCCCUGGUUGCCUUAGUAUCCUCCGGCGCUCUUCUGGCCAGACCUCCUGUGCCGCCAGCGCUAAAAUGGAGCCCUAUAAGCCGGACCCCGAGCUCCAGCGGUUUUACCACCGGUUGCUGUGUCCGCUGUCGCUCUUCCCCCGCAAGGCGACAUGCUCAGAAUCUCAGAAGCGCCUUCCGCCGGAGGUGCCGAUGCUGCUGCCCUUGCCGGUCUCACGGCUGACGGCGGAGUCUCUGUGCCGCCAGGUGGCCGAGCGGCUGGCCAAUAGUGGGCUGGCGGUGCGCGUGCCUACCGAAGGUCGUCUCCGUUUCACUCAGGUCAUCCUGGACGAGCUCAAGUGCAGCUGGCAGGAGCCUCCCACCGAACCUAGUCUGAACCACUUGAACAACCAGAGACUGCGAAAGCGACUCCAGGUCUACGUGCUGCUCAGCAGUGAGCAGCUUUUCCUACACUACCUGCACCUGCUGAACACCAUGUCGACCCCCGCAAGUGUCUUCACUGAAUCAGCCACGCUCACCCGUUUGACCGCCAGGCUCGCCAAGGACUGCACAAUCUUUCUUACCAGCCCUGAGGUCUAUCAUUGCUUGCUCGCCGACUUCCUCACCCUGCUGAAGAUAGAGCAGGCCCACCGCGGCAUGCACAAGCUGCGCCCUGUAGGCUCUACUGGGGCUUUCAAGCUUUUCCCUAGCCCCUUGCUUCACAGCUCCGGCUUCGCCCAAGUACCGUGCUGCACCCUCAACCUGAACUAUCUCAUCCAACUCAGCCGCCCGCGGGAGUUUCUCGGUGAGCCUGAACUGGAUCCACUGAAGGAACUGAAGUCCAUCCCGCAACUGAAGAAGAAGAAGCCUCUCCAAUGGCUGUCCUCCGUGCAGAAGAAGAGAGAAAGCGACUUCAGUUCCGCACAGAUUGUGUCACCGCCCAGGUACGCUGUGACUCCCACCAGCGGGGCUCCCCCUACCUCCCACUUGCCCCUCUGCUCCCAGUUCCAGAGGGGCCAGUCCAUGCCCUCUCUGCGGGAGGGCUGGAAGCUAGCAGAUGAAUUGGGCGUCCCUCCUCCACUCCCCCCUCGCCCCUUAACCCCGUUGGUCCUGGCUCCAGAGAGCAAACCAGAGCUGGCAGGGGACACGGUGGCUGAGGACCUGAAGCAGAUGAUAAAUAACAUGAAAUUGGAGAGGACUCACUACUCCUCACUGGACACAGGCCUGCCCCCACUCCUAGGGGCCCUGACCCGCCGCCCAGCUGCAGCACAUCGCCUGGAGGAGCUGCAGAGAAUGUUGAAGGGCCUCGAAGAGGAAGAAGCCACUGGGCAGUGGGGCCUCCAGUGCCCCAAAUCCCUUCCAUUUCAACCACAGCCGGUGACUGUUACUUUGAAGCUAGGAAAUCAGGUUGUGGUCCAAGCAGCUGCUGUGCAGGUCUCUGAGAGAAACUUUUUGGACUCCUUCCACAUUGACAGGGCCGGAGUUCUAUACAACCACCUGGCUGGUGAACUAGAACCCAAACUUAUUGAGGAAAUGGAUGUUGGUUGCUUUGUUGGCAAUAACAUCAGGGAGGUCUACAAGGAGUUGAUGAGCCGUGUCUCUCUUGACCACUUCUCUUUUGACCAGGGACCCCUCAUUGAGCCUGCAGCCAAUAAAGACUGGUCAACGUAUCUGUCCUCAGCCUUUCUACAUCAAGAAAAACAGUAUCGCAUCAUCAAUCCCAAGUUAGCUGGACUUUAUUCCCAGAGAGCAAACAUUUUACAGUCCACCUCUGAUAAGAUAUCCUCCCUCACAUCACUGCAAGCAAGCAAAGGCUGGGAGAAGUGGUCAAACAAAGCCUCACGGGUGAACUGGUGGAAAACCACCUUGUCUGUGAGUGACUACUUCAAGUACCUCACCAGCCAGGAGACAGAUUUCCUCCAUGUCAUCUUCCAAAUGUAUGAAGAGGAUGUUCCUGUGGAGGUCAAAGCCCCUGUCAGAGAGUCCAUAAAGAUUCGGCGCCCACCUCCCUUGCAGGAAGAUGAAGAACCAGACUUUGUGCCAGGAGAGUGGGACUGGAACACCGUGCUGGGUCACAGGCUAGGAACUAAGAGGAGCGGCCCCCUGGGAGAACCCUACAAAAUCCUGAAUCUGCAGAAGCGUCUGGAGCGGCUGUGGUCCAUGCUUGAGGUCCCGGACAAGGAUCGGCUGGACAUGGCCAUCAAGUACAGCUCCAACGCUCGUCUGAGGCAGCUGCCUUCGUUGGUGAGUGCCUGGGAGCAAGCCCUGAAACCCAUUCAGCUGCGGGAAAUGUUGAUGGGGAAACUGGAAUGGUUUGAGCGACAAGCCUCUGACCCCAACCGCUUCUUCCAAAAGACUGACAUGGACCUGAGUCGCUUCCUGGAGGAGAAUCGGUUCCGCAGCCACCUACACAGAAAGAUCAGUCUAGUGCAGACCCCUCUGGCUUCCCUCCUGGAGGAGAUUGAGUUAGUUUUUGGUGAGCCAGUGACCUUUAAGGGGCGGCGGUACUUGGACAAGAUGAAGCAUGACAAGGUGGAGAUGCUCUACUGGCUACAGCAGCGGCGACGCGUCCGCCACUUGGCCCGGGCUCAGAAAGCCUCCCACCAGCCAGGGCUGUUCAGAAGCUCAGCAGCCAGCCUCUAAUAGCUCCUGGGAAUACUCCCAUUAUUCUUUGACAAGGCCAAGUGCCCUCAAAUCUCCCCCUCACCCCCAAGCAUCCAGCAGAUCCUCCAGACCCCUUGGGUGCUUUAGAAGAUAAAAUAUCUAGGAGUGCAGGGUUCAGGAACAUUGUUUUCCAACUACCAAGGGACUGAGAUUAAUACUUUAUUUUGACGUGAGGUUCUCAUAAUGCAUCCCCAAGCCCAGAAGCCCAGUAUACCCCUUUAUUUCAAGCCAUGCACAAUAGGGCCAAAAUCUCAUAUAUCAAAAGAACCGAGACUCUCCCUUGGAGUUCAUUGUAAUGGGAAAUGUCAGAGGAAAACCUUCACCUUUGGAACACCUCAGCUUAGCAUUUAUCAUACUACAUUAAAUUGGCUGAUUAGAGUCCCAAAUCAA
Neofelis nebulosa (Clouded leopard) is the source of this 3079-nucleotide messenger RNA. RefSeq names its product coiled-coil domain containing 87 (gene CCDC87). The record is from RefSeq and is a predicted model, not a curated record. NCBI's taxonomy places the organism in Eukaryota, Metazoa, Chordata, Mammalia, Carnivora, Felidae.